This is a messenger RNA of Megalopta genalis, 3322 nucleotides long. RefSeq names its product nuclear exosome regulator NRDE2. Gene Ontology annotation, cellular component: catalytic step 2 spliceosome. NCBI's taxonomy places the organism in Eukaryota, Metazoa, Arthropoda, Insecta, Hymenoptera, Halictidae. Gene Ontology annotation, biological process: negative regulation of RNA catabolic process; regulatory ncRNA-mediated heterochromatin formation. The record is from RefSeq and is a predicted model, not a curated record.
UUCAAUAUACAUACAUACGUACAUAUGUAAUAUAACCAAAAAUGACUCCAUAUUGGAAAUAUUGACAACCGUAUGAAGAUUUUAAUCGCAGAAAACGCUUGCCACAAACGCAAGCGAUAAAUGUUGUAAAACAAAUCGAUUCAUGUAUAACACAUGCGUUUUCGUCGUCCGUUUCCUUGCUAGGAAUAUCAUUUCCAUGCGACUUCUACACAACUAUUGAUAGUGUACAUUGCCAAAGUCAUGUCCUUAUUUCCUGCUUAUUCCAUUGAGACAAACGAAGCUAUAACAUCGAGUAAACCAGAAAAUCUUUUACAAGGCGAUGUAUCGAGCAGUUGGUUACAAAAUGGUAGUUGUUUGGAUCAGAUUUCAUCUUACAAUUUUAUAGAUUUCUCUUCAGAGUCUUCGAAUGAAGAUAAAAGCAGAGUGUUUUCCUCCGAUGAAAAACAGACGUUCCACAAUGUUAUAUCGUCGAGUAAAGAGAGGUCUGUGUAUAGAGGAAGAAAACAUCGCAAACAUAUUAAAAAGAAAAAGAAAGAAAGAAAAAAGUAUGGAACAACAGAGAAAACGUAUUACAAGCAAGAAGUGGAAAAUGUAUAUUUUGAAGAUAAACGUCGAGAUAAGGGAAAUAGUACGGUAGAGACGCUUUGUUCUAGAGCUAGACCGUAUUACAAUACUCGGAGAAAUUCCAUAGGUUUUAUAUCCUAUGAGCAUCGAAAAAAGGAUUCUUACGAAAGAUACUAUGCGAAUAACAUAGAUCUUAUAGAUAAACAUAAGAAACGAAAAAGUAAUAACAUUACAAAGGAAUCCGUGCACGAUUCGUUUAAAGAAAUAGAAUAUCCUUUCUUGUCGAAUGGUAUCUCUGUAGAAUUACAAAAGACUAAAACUAAAGAAUAUAAUGAAAUGUUGACAGAUGAUCCAAGCAAUGUUAAACUAUGGAUCGAAUACAUUCAAUUUCAGGACACGUUGGAGUACUUUCAAAAGUAUCAAACAACAAAGGAUGUUCGUAGAGCAGCAACAAUGAAAAAAUUAUCUAUUGUCGAGAAGGCUUUAGAAAAAAAUAUAGACUCCACUCGGUUGCUAAAGUUGAAAUUAUCUUUAAUGGAAGAGUUAUUACCAGCCGAUGAAUUUUCAAAACAGCUCGAAACAUUAGUAAACAAGGAUUCGGGAAACAUAAUUUUAUGGCAAGGAUUAAUCAUGGCUACACAAGCUUCCAUAGCGAUAUGCACUGUACCAAAAGUAUUGGAUUUAUAUUCAAAAUGUUUUUGUGUUUUGAAACAAAAAGCUAGAAUGAAUCCUCGAGUAUACGACGAAGGAUUAUUAGAGAUGUUGUGUUGGUGCCUAAUGUUUCUGAGACACACCGGACUUUGGGAACAAAUGUGGGAAACGAUACGUUUGAAUCUCAGUUUGAAUCUCAGUUUAGGAAAGGACAGUCUAUCCUUUCAAAAAACAAUAGAUGAAAAGAAAUUAAUUGGAAUGGAAGAGGUAAUAUUAAUGUCGAGAUUACCACUCAAUCAACUGUGGCAAAGAACAGAAUCGUUAAGAGAAAAUUGUCACUGGAUCAGUGUCAGCAGGGACGAAUUGGAAUUAACUGGAGAUUCUCGAAGAUUCGUCUUGCCCGACGAUGUUGCCGAUUUUGUACAUCCUAUAUUAUCGCGAAAUUUGAAUUUCCAAAUGUCGGUACACAUGCUACUUCUACUUAAAGUGCCACUUCUACCUACUCGAGAUUACAUGUUACAGAUGUUGUGCUUAAACAAAUUUGAAUGGAGCACAGAGACUUCGGAAGUACUACUUCCAUUUGCUUAUCCUGUAGCCGGUGAAAUGACUGGGAAUAACGAAAGAAGAGAAUUAUUGAAUGGUAUACUAGAAGGAGGAUUAACAUCGGGUCCUCAAUAUCUCAAGUUUCAUCCGGCACAGGAAUCUUAUCUGGAUUUUAUACGAGACACGUUUUCUACGAUAGCCGAAAAUUUACCGCCUUUGCAACGUACAAGCAUAUAUAUUUGGUGGUUACGAUUUGAGAGAUUGCUCAUUUUUCUUCGCAAAGAUGACUCUAUAAAAUAUGACAACAAAUGGAAGAAAUUGAAAACAACGUUAAAAGAAUUCUUGAAGAAAGAGGAGAAUAGGAACAACUUACAUUUUUACAAAGAAUAUGCAUUAAUAGAAAAAGAAAUGGGAAGAUUUGAUAAUUGUGUAAAUAUUUUGGAAACGGCGAUUAAGUCUCAAUACUCCUGCCCGUCGGCAAUAUCUGAUUCCGACGAGAAAACGGCACUCUUCAGUUUAUAUCGAACAUUCAUUGAAAUUUUACUUGACACUAAUACGUACAAAGAUACGCAUAAAAUUCGAAUAUUGAAUGUUGUUAAACAAAUGGUUAUCGAGGCCGAUGGAAAUCAAUUGCAACGCGCCAAAAUAUAUUUAGAAAAAUAUGUGAAAAGUUUUUUACAAGAAAUUCCUGCAGACGAUGAAACCGACACGUACUUUCUACCAAAUCUGAAAUCCGACGCGAUCGUAUGUUACGCGUACUUGUUGUACACAGAGGACUUUGAUAUUAGUAAAGUAACAAAUCUGUUUGCAGAUUUCAUAAAUCACUUCAAAAACUGUCGUUGUAUGCAGGAAAUAUUAUACGAAAGUCAAAUUGCAAUCUUGCAAUUGCAUUACAGACGAUUUCGAGAAGUAAACAUUUUGAAAAGUAUAUUAAAUGAAAUGUUAAACAUAUAUCCAAACAACUUCUCUGCUCUUUCGAUGUUGGCAUGUAUCGAGAGUAACUCGCCAAUUUGGAAGUUUAAUAGCCAGAGCACGAAACUGUCGUUGUGGAAAGCAUUUGCUAUGUGUUUAGCUAUUCGUAAACGUAUUCAUUUCUUAAGAACACGUGAAGACUCUGUCGGUAUGAAUGCAGCAGUAAAUAAGUUAUUUAAUUUUCAUCAAAUUCUUGCAUCUGUUCAUAUUUACAGAGAACAAACAACCAGGUGUUGCCCCUUGUUAUGGAGAUUGUACAUGCUCCUUCUCAGAGAAUGUAAUUUAUGUGAAAAAAAGGGAGAAGAAGUGUAUCAUAAAAGUGUAGCGCAAUGCCCCUGGGUUAGAAGCAUAUAUAUUGAUGCAGCUGAAAUUGCACCUCAACUACUUACGCAAAUUCAAGAUGUGAUACGCGAAAAAGAAUUAAGAAUGCAUGUUACUCCCGAAGAAUUGGACAUAUUACGUGGUUGAGAUUUCAUGUUCAUACAGGGGAAAAUACAAAGCACGGAGAUUCAGAAAAUGAUAAAAGCUUGAUGUAUAUAAUUUGAGCAGCAAAAAAUUUCUAUACAUAUUACAUAGUUACUAUUUCUACUAU